Messenger RNA from Clunio marinus, 2328 nucleotides. The record is from the annotation of a GenBank genome assembly. NCBI's taxonomy places the organism in Eukaryota, Metazoa, Arthropoda, Insecta, Diptera, Chironomidae.
AUGCCAGACAAAGCAAACACAUCAUCGACGGCAGCUUCUUUGACACCAGCUUCCGAGACUGCUGAAGAGUUUGAUGAUGAAAGUGAAGAAGAGAGCAAGAUACGAGUGCGAUUUAAUGUUCGUGGUCUCUUACGAGUUUUUACAGCUGAUUUUUAUUGUUGUGGAUUGCAACAACAAAUUCGCGCUUCAUCUUUGGGCUCGAAGCACGCUGGCGAAGGUGACGAUAACGACAAUUGGACAAGAACUUCGCGUCAACUCUUACGACCUGCAGAUCAAAUGGAUCUCACUGAAACGGAAUUGUCGGAAGAAAUCCCAAAAAUUUUGUCCACAGAGAAUCGACAUUUGCCACAAAAUCUUGUAAUUUACAGCUUCAAAGAAGGCGCUUACAUUCCCAUCCCCAAAUCAACAAAUGUUGUGACAAUCUUCGAAUGUGAAGGUUCUGCAAUUCAUAUCGAAAGUGCUGAGGCAAAAGCCCAAAUUGCAAGAGAUGGGGUUGACCCACGUAUUGCUGAAUUAAAAUCUGGCACUCAAACUGGAGCAACAACCCCAGAUUUAAUCGAUCGACCUGAGGGAACACCAGAACAAGGUGAAGGUGAAGGAUCUGAGGCUGGAGGUGAAGUGGAAGUUGAAGGAGAAGAAGAACAUAAAGAAGUGGCAGUUGGAACAACUGGAGGUCCCAAGAAGAAACUCACAAAUCAAUUUAAUUUCUGUGAACGAGCUGCUUUAACAUGCAGCAAUCCAUCGCGAUCAGUUGAAACACAAACCGUGCCACCACCACGUUCACAAUUUGGUGCAAAUGUUGUUCAAUGGCACAUUUAUGAUUCUUACAAUGAAGACUUUGAUCGACAAACACGUGAAAAGGAAAAAGAAAUGAUGAAGGAAAAGAAACCAGGAUUACAAAAGCAUGCAGAACUGAAACGUGGUGAUGCUAAGAACAAAGCAACAGAAGAAUUCAAUCGGAAAUAUCUUCAGAAAUGUCAAAUCUUGGAACGAAUGGUGAAUCAAAAUAUUUUCGAUGAUAUCGCUCACGGUUGGUUGAAAAGUUUUUUAACAAUUUCCACACUGACAAUUCUUAUUAAAGAUUUCAGAUAUUAUGAAGACCCAUCGGAUGAAUUUCGUGAAGAUGAUGGAACUUUAUUGCCAUUGUGGAAGUUUACAUAUGAUAAAUGCAAGAAAAUGAGUGUCACUGACAUUUGUCUCAACACUCAUUACUUCGAUCUGUAUGCAGUUUGCUUUGGAUCAUUUGAGUUCAUCAAACAAGUGUCUGAAGGUUGUGUUUGUUUGUUUUCGAUUAAAAAUCCAUCCUUUCCUGAAUAUCGAAUCACAACUGAAUCUGGCGCAAUGUGUUGUGAUGUUCACAAGAAAUAUCCUUACUUGAUAGUCAUCGGUCAAUAUGAUGGAAAUGUUUGUGUCUACAACUUACAAAUGGGUACCAAAGAACCAGUUUACGUAUCACAAGGUGUAAAUGGAAAACAUUCAGAAGCUGUCUGGGAGAUUAAAUGGGGUGAAGACAUGCAAGAUGGCGAGAUUAAUUUUUAUUCAUUGUCAUCAGACGGUCGUGUGUUCAAUUGGGUUUUAAUGCAGAAUAAAUUGACACUCACAACGAUUAUAACUUUAUACUUGGACGUGCCACCUGUUUGUGGACCUGACGGAACGAUGAUUAAGUUGAAAGCAAGCGGAACUUGCAUGAUGUUCCAUCCAACCAAUAAAGAAAUCUUUCAAGUUGGAACUGAAGAUGGUUUGAUAUUCAAAUGCAGCACUGCUUAUAGCUCCAAAUAUCUGAUGGUUUACCAAGCGCAUUAUCUCUCAGUUUAUCGAAUGGAUUACAAUAAAUUCAACUCGAAUAUUUUUGUGUCAUGUUCAGGUGAUUGGCGUGUGAAAAUUUGGGAAGACAUGAGAAACGAUCCGCUGUUUAUUUUUGAUCUUGGUGCUAGUGUUGGUGACGUCAAGUGGGCACCAUAUUCGAGCACUGUCUUUGCUGCUGUCACAAGUGAAGGUCGUGUCUUUGUCUUUGAUUUGAACGUCAACAAAUAUAAAGCAAUUUGUUCGCAACAAGUUGUGCCACGCAAGAAGAAUAAACUGACACGCAUCACUUUCAACAACAAGCUUCCGUUCCUAAUUGUCGGUGAUGACAAGGGCACAUCAAUCACUUUGAAGUUGUCACCGAAUUUGAGGCUACUUUGUAAACCACCUAAGAAGCAAGGAUGGAUGGAUCAGCACACACUUCAAGUUCAGAAACUUGACCGAUUGUUGUCGCUUGUUAGAGAACUGCCUGAAGGUGGACAAAGCACUGAAAACGAUCCGGUAGACGACGCAACUUCCAAUUAA